AGAAAUGCUGAACAGAAAAUUUCUAUAUAAACUAAUGCCCUCUAGUGUCGGUGGCCCUGUAAUUUUAAAAUGAUUUUGGAUAAAACUAGCACUAGAUGGCAGGCUCAUUGCUUCAUGUGUGUUUUGAUGUUUUCAAAAGUUCAAAUUAUAAAACGAUUUUUACUUUUAGUGACAAAAACUUUUUCGGCGGUUACGUGUUCGUUAAGUUUUGUGUUGUAUUAUUUGAUUCUUUUCAAAAAGACGAUUUGGCUUGUUUACGGACUCUGUGAUUUCUUCUACAACGAUUUUUCCUGGCUUUGGAAAUUGGAUACUGUUUUCUGUAACGACAUACCUGGCUUAUCAUCGGAUUUGUUUUAUGCUUUGGACAAAAUGCCUAAGCAAACUAAAUUGAAAUGUUAUUUUGGGUGCAUUGUUGAUGGUCCAUUACAUAGAUUUCCAAAGUGGCAGUAUUCUCAUGAAGAGAGAUUUAAUUCUUGGAAAGCUGUUUUAAGUUCGGAGACUCAAGGAAAUGGCAAUGCAUACAUAUAUAAUAAUGUCCGUAUUUGCUAUAAACAUUUUGAAAAUUAUUAUCAAUUACCUAGUCACCAGCUUACCAGAAAUGCAGUGCCUACAUUGAAUUUAGAUUUGCCGGAAAAUUUGCAAAGGCAACCUAUUUUCACUACCACAGCAACACCACCAACAAAAAAUCCAAUGGAUUCAUUUGCCCAUCCAUCUACAUCAUCUACAUACCAUUCUCGGCAAGCAAUAAGUGGUGAGUUAUUCUGAGAUAAAAAUACUCCUAUGAAUUCGGACUGUUGCCCACUCAUUGAAAGCUACAGAGAUUUUUGGAUUGACUUAGACUUAGAUGUAAAUAUAGUAUUGAAUUCUGUUUUAAAUAAUAUGCUGUAAAGCACAUCUGGGCUGUUUUCAAUAUGAGUUCCAUAACAGGAAUAAACAUUUAUUUGAUUUAAAAGUAGCAAGUCGUCCGGAAUGGUCUGAAUUUGACACAUUAAUAAUUGACUUAUUAAUUAGUUCACAAUCUUUACCUGGUGACAUCUGAAGUUUAAAGUAAAUUGAUAAUCAGAAAGCCAAUGAUCAGAAAUAAAUAGAAAAUCAUUA
This is a messenger RNA of Papilio machaon (common yellow swallowtail), 1098 nucleotides long. RefSeq lists its product as uncharacterized. The transcript is spliced from 3 exons. The record is from RefSeq and is a predicted model, not a curated record. Bases 70 to 765 code for a protein of 231 amino acids. Lineage: Eukaryota; Metazoa; Arthropoda; Insecta; Lepidoptera; Papilionidae.